UCAUUGAUAUUGUGAGCGGUGUAAACUGAGAGCGGACUGGGUGUGAGGCGCAGCCACGCAGCGGAGAAUCAGCGACUUUUAGGCUUUGAUUUAUAUUUUAUUUCUCUGACUUUCCUGUAAAAUGCAGUGAAGUCGAAGCGCCGCAGCGGGAGGGACGGAGAGGCAGCGCGGCGUGCGGGCUGCGCGUUCAGGUCACGCAUCUCUGGGGUAUGAUCCGUCUCGGACUCCGUCGGCGCGCCGCUGUCCAUGGUCCUGACUGAGACGGAGCGACCACAGAGCCGAGAGGUGAAGCGCUCCGGAGCGAUGGAGUUACGCGUUGGGAACAAAUAUCGCCUCGGGAGGAAGAUAGGGAGCGGGUCCUUUGGAGACAUCUACCUGGGUUCAAACAUCGCUACAGGAGAGGAAGUCGCCAUAAAGCUGGAAUGUGUGAAGACCAAACAUCCGCAGCUCCACAUUGAGAGCAAGUUCUACAAAAUGAUGCAGGGAGGAGUGGGAAUUCCCUCCAUCAAGUGGUGCGGCGCCGAGGGAGACUACAACGUCAUGGUGAUGGAGCUGCUGGGGCCCAGCUUGGAGGAUUUGUUUAACUUCUGCUCCCGCAAAUUCAGCCUGAAGACCGUCCUGCUGCUGGCCGAUCAGAUGAUCAGCCGGAUCGAAUACAUCCACUCCAAGAACUUCAUCCACCGAGACGUGAAACCUGACAACUUCCUGAUGGGCCUCGGGAAGAAGGGCAACCUGGUCUACAUCAUCGACUUCGGCCUGGCCAAGAAGUACCGAGACGCUCGAACGCACCAGCACAUCCCCUACCGCGAGAACAAGAACCUGACCGGGACGGCGCGAUACGCCUCCAUCAACACCCACCUGGGCAUCGAGCAGUCGAGACGAGACGACCUGGAGUCUCUGGGUUACGUCCUCAUGUACUUCAACCUGGGUUCGCUGCCCUGGCAAGGACUCAAGGCUGCCACCAAGAGGCAGAAGUACGAACGCAUCAGUGAAAAGAAAAUGUCCACCCCUAUUGAGGUGCUCUGCAAAGGAUACCCCUCCGAGUUCUCUACCUACCUGAACCUUUGUCGCUCUCUGCGGUUCGACGACAAGCCCGACUACUCGUACCUGAGGCAGCUCUUCAGGAACCUUUUCCACAGGCAGGGCUUCUCCUACGACUACGUCUUCGACUGGAACAUGCUGAAGUUUGGUUCCAGCAGGACAGCAGAGGACGGGGAGCGAGAGAGGAGAGAAGGGAAGGAAGGGGAGGACCGAGCCGGCGCGGGUCAGAGAGGAGCCGGAGGCCGAGCCCUGCCUCCAGGCCCGAACCCUUGUGCCGCCAACCGAGUCCGGAACGAGCCAGAGACAGCUCCUUCCAACCAGGCGUCGCGUGGAGCCCAGCCGUCAGGCAACCGAUCGCCUCAGGCGGGCCGGGCCGAGAGAGCCGAGAGAGAAAGGAAGGUGGCCAUGAGGCUCCAUCGCGGCGCCCCCGCCAACGUCUCGUCCUCUGACCUCACUGCACGCCUCGACCAGUCACGCAUCACUGCCUCACAGGUCAGUGUGCCGUUUGAACAUCUGGCAAAGUGACUUUCUGCUGGCGGCUGCAGCAACCGAAGGGCAUCGAACCCCCUGACUUUCAAAUCCAAAUCGAACGAAUGAAGGCAUGAAUGGUGAGGGAGGCGGCGGGCGAGCGAGGACCCAGAGCGUCUGUCCGUGUGUCUGCCGGUGGGAGCGUGAGCCAAAGCCUGAUGGGAAACCAGUGGAAGGAGGAGAACCUCCAGCUGAACCAGUUUGGGCUUCGUUUCAGCGCUGGUAUCGGGAGCUAGGCGCUAAACUUUGCUCCUUUUCACCUUCACAUCAACACUGAGGCUCAAUUUGCACAAAAAAACAGAAUGAAAACAGUGCACAAAAAGGACUUAAAUUACACAACUGUGAUUUAUACGUGUAGUCGAUCAAAAAAGAUCAAUUUGCUUUUGUUUGAGAGCUAAAUCUGCAGCUUCUGUUAUUUAUUCUGAUCUGAAGUUGAAGCCAGAUAUUUACAUACUCUGUAUAGAACGACACAACCUUUACUCUCACACUCUGAGGGUCAUUUUCCUGUUUUACCCCACUUGGGGCUAACCAUAUUUCCAUUAGUUAAAUGUCAGAUUUAUCAGGAAGACAAUAUUUCUUUAUUUCCUCUUAACUCGGAUCAGAACUUCUCAGGAUGGUUUGCUGGAGUCAAUCCAAACCUUUCAGUUUUUCCUCCAUCAGACUCGACUCUGACUGGCCUCCAUCAAAACGUUUAAUCCAGUUAAUUUCAGGGUCUUUAAUUAAUUAGUCAAUUUAAUCAAAAACUAACAACAAAAUCUCAAUUCAAAACCCCGAUCAUUCAUGGAGCUUCUUUAGAAAUAUGGAUUGUGGAUGCUAACAUUAGCACUAGCUAAUGCUAACCUGUUUAGCAUUAAGGUGCUAUCUCAGGCUAGCAUAGCUUUGCUGUUAGGCCGCCUCCUUUCAACAACAGUAGUCUUUUCCAGCGUCUAAUCAGAUUAAAGCAGAAAUUAGCCAGAGAAGAAGCUUCAUCCUCCUUCACUCUUUUCUGUGCGUCACAUUUACGGGCGUACCAGAAACGCAUGAAAACAAAGGUUCCUAAAAAAAAAGAUUCAUUAAAAUUUUUACUGCGAUUGAUUGAAAUGAACUGAGCGGCCUUCAUCAGGAAACUGAGAUAUUUUCAAACAACAGGUUUAGUUUUUGGUGCUGUUUUACGCCACACUGCAAAAACACAAAAUCUACCAAGUAUUUUUUUCUAGUUUUUACUGCAAACAUCUUAUUACACCUGAAACAAGACAAAACUAACUUGCAACAUAGCAAAUAAUUCCUUUAUACUAAUGAAAAAGCUUCAGUUUCACUGGUCAAACCUCAUAAACUUGGUUUAUGAAUGUUUAAAUUCAAAGAAAUUCUUUAUAAGUUGUUUAAAAUGCUGAUAUCUAUCAAACCGGAAUGAUUGAUGUAAUCCUUACUGACCUAAAACAGGAAAAGUCAGAACCUUUUUACACAGAGGAUUAAUAUCUGGUUUCAACCUGCAGCCUUGGAAGCUAAAUCAAAAGUUUUGGUCUCAGUAGGAUCAGAGGAAAAGAGUGAAUAUGAGAAAAUCUGCAGUGAAAAAGUUUCUGCUUUUGGAAAGUCUCCAUCUAUGUUCGUGUUCUUGUGUCAUGCUUCUGUUUCGCCUUCAGCUUUGCUUUAAGGACUCAGAGGAAAUGUCCGGAUCAGGAAGAGGAUUAUCGUAUGAAGUUAAUCGAAUGUGAGCAAGUGGACGUGUACAGCAGUGGGAGUGUAGAUACGACUCGGCAGAAUGUGACAGAAAGCUUAUUUUUCUUUGAUCAACCUUUAGAGUCUGAGACAGAAAGGAACAACUGGCGACUGUUUUCCUGUUUCCUGCUUCGGUUUUAUGACUAUAUUGGUGUUUAUUUUCAGAUUCAAUAAAAGUAUACGCAGCUUA
Messenger RNA from Poecilia latipinna (sailfin molly), 3454 nucleotides. It is a transcript of the gene csnk1e, whose product is annotated as casein kinase 1, epsilon. Gene Ontology annotation, biological process: protein phosphorylation. Gene Ontology annotation, molecular function: protein kinase activity; ATP binding. Lineage: Eukaryota; Metazoa; Chordata; Actinopteri; Cyprinodontiformes; Poeciliidae. The transcript has 11 exons. The coding region runs from base 247 to 1566 and encodes 439 amino acids. The record is from RefSeq and is a predicted model, not a curated record.